GCAUGUUUCCACCUCAGCAUCCAACUCACAGGAGAAUACAUCACCAGAAAUAUGGUUGCCUCCUCUCGUACAAGAAGCUUGAGAAAUCGAAAGUCUCGCGGUCGUGGCCUACGCACGACAGAUGGAUGCCUUACGUGUCGCAAACGACACAUUAAAUGCGAUGAGACGAAACCAAUCUGUGGACCAUGCGAGAGAAACGAUAAGCACUGCCAUUAUGCAGCGUCGAAUCCUCGUGGCGCAAGCGACCCUGAGAUUGCCGUCGCUGAUACACAACGAUCGCCCGACCGCCAUGAGCCUGCAGCAAAAGAGACUCACGCCCAGCCGUUUAGCCAUGAGCAGCCCGAGGCGAGUGCAAUACCCUGGACAAAUGGAGAUGCCAAUGAUAUCGUCUCCUCGCAACCACCGUUGGACCAAUCGCCGACUAUUGUGACGCCCACCCAUAAAAGCCCGAUUGCGAUCCACGGAGAUACUACCCAUUUCUCACCCCCAGACGUAUCUGUGACAUCUGCGUCUUUCCCUUCGCCAGACCCGACCGUCAAUGCUGCUGCUUUUCGUUGGUUUGGCCUUCUCGCUAGCGAUGCGGCACGCGAAAGUUCGCAAUUGUCCGUAGCCCUGGUUGGGUUCGAGAACGAAUGUGGUUCGCUUGACCGUUGUGAAAGCGGGGACUUGAACCAGCACACCUCACUUCAGUGUGCUACGCAGGUUUUAGAUCUCCACACUUCCAAUGGACAAUUUGAUGGUAGUGCAGAUGCUGGCUCUGGGAACAGCGCUACUAGUCCGUUGGAAGAACGCCUGUGGCGGGCCCAGGUGCCAAUCGAACUUCCUCCUCGAGAGACUUUUCUAUUUGACAAUUUUAUCCAGCGCAUAAGCCAAUGGAUCCGCAAUGCGGGCCUCAUGAAUUCCAUCCUCGCACUAUCCUGUCGACAUCUCUCGCUCAAUCCCCACCUAGAUAACUCGGAACAGCUACCUAACGAUGAACUAGAACCAGCUAUCGAAUACUACUACCAGACCCUGCACUACGUGCAAAAGGCUAUGCAGUACCAAAGUUACAAGACUAGCCUAGAGCUCCUCGCAACAACGUUAAUAAUAUCUACCUACGAGAUGUUCGAUAGUUCCUCCAACGCCUGGGAGCGACACCUCGAAGGAGUUUUCCUCAUUCAACGGUCCCAGGUUAUCCAUGGCGAAUCUGGAGGUCUCCAGGCCGCAGUCUGGUGGGCAUGGCUCUGCCAGGAUAUCUGGGCCGCAUUUCGCAAAAAGCGCAAGACGUGGACAUUCUGGAUCCCGCAUAAACCCAUACAGUCUCUUUCUCCACAUGAAUUGGCCGCACGCUCGGUAUACAUCACGGCAAAAGUGAUCAAUUUCUGCGCCCAGAUAGGACGGACAUCUGAAAGGGGUAGUCACGACAUGAUGGGGAAAGCGAACCAUCUCCAUGUCAUGCUGGACGAUUGGCAGGAACAGUUGACGAUUGAGUUCUCGCCGCUGCCGUUGGACCUGGAUGGCGUCUCUUCUGUCUUUAAGCCUAAACACAUUCGUCCACCUGCGUUCGCUGUCGCCAUCCAGCUACAUAGUGCUUCGAAGAUCCUUUUGCUUUCACAUGAGCCUAGUCCUGGUGGGCUUAGCAGCUACUGGAAGCGGCAAGUCGUGAUUCAGCGAUGCAUAGAGACGAUCUGUGGCAUUGCCAUGACGCUGAAGGAUGACGCAUCGAGCCUGAUGUCCUCACAGGCUGUGUUUAUCGCGGGCAUGUUUACCCACGAGAGUCGCGCACGCGAGGCUAUCCUAGAUCUACUUGGCUCAUGUCGACAGAGGACCGGCUGGCCCGUGAAACCUCUAGGCGAGGAACUGCAGAAUCUAUGGAACAUGCACGAGAAUGAGGAUAGUUCGGAUAUCAGUUCAACUUUCUUACAUACAUAA
This is a messenger RNA of Aspergillus steynii IBT 23096, 1911 nucleotides long. Its product is annotated as Zn(II)2Cys6 transcription factor. Gene Ontology annotation, biological process: positive regulation of transcription by RNA polymerase II. The record is from RefSeq and is a predicted model, not a curated record. Gene Ontology annotation, molecular function: DNA-binding transcription factor activity, RNA polymerase II-specific; transcription cis-regulatory region binding; zinc ion binding. Gene Ontology annotation, cellular component: nucleus. Bases 52 to 1911 code for a protein of 619 amino acids. Lineage: Eukaryota; Fungi; Ascomycota; Eurotiomycetes; Eurotiales; Aspergillaceae. The transcript has 5 exons.